Messenger RNA from Trichechus manatus latirostris (Florida manatee), 4295 nucleotides. It is a transcript of the gene FGR, whose product is annotated as FGR proto-oncogene, Src family tyrosine kinase. The record is from RefSeq and is a predicted model, not a curated record. Gene Ontology annotation, molecular function: signaling receptor binding; non-membrane spanning protein tyrosine kinase activity; ATP binding. Lineage: Eukaryota; Metazoa; Chordata; Mammalia; Sirenia; Trichechidae. Gene Ontology annotation, cellular component: extrinsic component of cytoplasmic side of plasma membrane. The transcript is spliced from 13 exons. Gene Ontology annotation, biological process: integrin-mediated signaling pathway; cell surface receptor protein tyrosine kinase signaling pathway; cell differentiation. The coding region runs from base 1416 to 2999 and encodes 527 amino acids.
CCAAUGUCACAAAACAUUAUGUGUAUUAAUUGUUUAAUGAGAAACUAAUUUGCUGCGUAAAGUUUCAACUAAACCACAAUAAAAAUGAUAAUACUUCAUAGGGUAGUUGUGAAAAUAAAAUGGGUAUUAUAUGUAAAAUGCUUAAUAUAAUGCCUGGCACAUAGUAAGUGCUAUAAAUUCUGUAUUUGCUAUUCUUUUUUUUUUUUUUUAAUAUUUUAUUGUACUUCAGGUGAAGUGUAUUUGCUAUUCUUGUAGAGAGGCUGUACGUAUGUGUGUAUGUAUCUGUGUGUAGAUGGGUGUGGGUGUGUAUGUAUUGGGAAUGUGUGUGUGGAGGUGUGUGUAUGUGGAUGGGUAUACUUGAAGAUGUAUGUGUCUGUGAAUCUGUACAGGAGAGUUCAAAGUCUCUGUACGUGAGGUGCUGUGUGUAGCUGAGGUAAUGUGUAUGUCCGUGGAUGUGUUGGGAGGGUUGUGUGGAUCUGAAUGUAGGCUGUGUAUGCCAUUUGGAGACCUUUAUUCUCACCCUGUAACCCUUGUGUUCUCUCCUCUCGCCAGCCCCUGAAUUCCUUUGAGCAAGGCCCUGGGUGCUCCCUUCCCCACCUCCAUCCUCCUUCCUGGCCCUAAUCACCAGUGACCUGGGGCCUUGCAGACGAAGUGGUUUCACCCUGAGGGGAAGGAUCCUGGGGUGAAGUUGUCAGCAACGGCCUAGUGGUCAAUAGGGGCUAUUUUAGGGCAAGCCUCUUACCACAGCCCGCCUCACAGUUCACCAUAUGGGUGAUGUUUCCACCACCACUACCACCCCCUGACACACGCAGGAGAACAGUCACAUUGAAGGGUGAGAGGGAUUGAUGGGGCUAGGGUUGGGGUCAGGGCACUGAUGUGAUAGAGCCAUUGGCCAGGCAGCUGGAUCUGGUGGAUCCAGGAAGGCUUCCUGGAAAAGGUGAGUGAUUCUGGGUAGGAGGGACAGGACCCAGAAAGAAGAGGAAAAUUCUAUAAGGGAAGCAGAGAGGCAAGGCAAAGGCCCUUGUCCCCAGGGUCCUCGGGCCCCUCUAGGGGAAGAAAUGAUGGUUCACUUGGUCAGCCCCACCCCACAGCUCUCCAUUCCUCUCACAUCUUAGGAAACCAAGCCCUCUCCCCAGCCAUUUCCUCUCUGAGUGUUGCAAUGGCAGUUUCUGAUGGAGGGUGGGGGACCCUUGCUCAAUGACCCAUCCACACUGUCGCUCAAAGGAAACAACUGCCAGGAAAGACUUGGCUCAUUUGGGAGGCUCCCCCAGGGACCCCGGUGGCCCCAGAUCCUGGCCUGGACCUUUUCCUGAUGUGGGGACAGAAGUAGAGCUGUGGAGGUCCCUGGCCCCUCCCGAAGACCAUGCCACGGCCCCAUUGACCCAGGAAGUGGGGCCUAAGGGCAGGCACCUGGAAUGGGCUGUGUAUUCUGCAAGAAGCUGGAGCCGGGAUCCAAGGAGGAUGUCGGCCUGGAAGGAGACUUCAGGGGCUACGGGGCUGCAGACCGCUAUGGCCCUGACCCCACUCAGGCCUGGCCUGCGUCCUCCCUUGCCCACAUCCCCAACUACAACAACUUCUCCCCUCCAACCACCAGCUCUACCACCAUCAAGGGCAUCUCAGCCUUGACUCUGGCAGGGAUUGGGGUGACCGAAUUCAUCGCCCUGUAUGACUAUGAGGCCCGGACAGAGGAUGACCUCACCUUCACCAAGGGCGAGAGGUUCCACAUCCUGAACAAUACGGAAGGUGACUGGUGGGAGGCUCGGUCCCUCAUUACUGGACAAACUGGCUACAUUCCCAGCAACUACGUGGCCCCUGUGGACUCCAUCCAGGCUGAAGAGUGGUACUUCGGAAAGAUAGGGAGGAAGGAUGCAGAGAGGCAGCUGCUCUCACCCGGCAACCCGCAGGGGGCCUUCCUCAUUCGGGAGAGUGAGACCACCAAAGGUGCCUAUUCCUUGUCCAUCCGGGAUUGGGACCAGACCAAAGGCGAUCACGUCAAGCAUUACAAGAUCCGCAAGCUGGACACCGGCGGUUUCUACAUCACCACGCGGGCCCAGUUCAACUCAGUGCAGGAGCUGGUGCGGCAUUACACCGAGGAGAAUGACGGGCUGUGCCACCUGCUCACGGCAGUCUGCACCAUCAUGAAGCCGCAGACGCUGGGCUUGGCCAAGGACGCUUGGGAGAUCAACCGCGAGUCUAUAGCGCUCGAGCGCCGGCUGGGUACCGGCUGCUUCGGGGACGUGUGGCUGGGCACGUGGAACGGCAGCACGAAGGUAGCGGUGAAGAUGCUGAAGCCGGGCACCAUGUCUCCGAAGGCCUUCCUGGAGGAGGCGCAGAUCAUGAAGCAGCUGCGGCACGACAAGCUGGUGCAGCUGUACGCGGUGGUGUCCAAGGAGCCCAUCUACAUCGUGACUGAGUUCAUGUGCGACGGUAGCUUGCUGGAAUUUCUCAAGGACCAGAAAGGCCAGGCUUUGAAGCUGCCCCAGCUGGUGGACAUGGCAGCCCAGAUAGCGGAGGGUAUGGCUUACAUGGAGCGCAUGAACUACAUCCACCGUGACCUGAGGGCAGCCAACAUCCUUGUCGGGGAGCGGCUGGUGUGCAAGAUCGCGGACUUUGGGCUGGCCCGCCUCAUCGAGGAUGAUGAGUACAACUCCCGACAAGGGGCCAAGUUCCCCAUCAAGUGGACCGCCCCAGAGGCUGCCCUCUAUGGCAAAUUCACCAUCAAGUCAGACGUGUGGUCCUUCGGGAUCCUGCUCACUGAACUCAUCAGCAAGGGCCGAGUCCCCUACCCAGGCAUGAGUAACCGGGAAGUAAUGGAACAGGUGGAGCAUGGCUACCACAUGCCAUGCCCCCCAGGCUGCCCGGUGUCCCUGUAUGAGGCCAUGGAGCAGACCUGGCGUCUGGACCCGGAUGAGAGGCCUACCUUUGAGUACCUGCAGUCCUUCCUGGAGGACUACUUCACCUCCACAGAACCCCAGUACCAACCCGGGGAUCAGGCAUAGCCUGCUUGGGCAUUGGGCACCUCUCUGGGCGUGCCCACUAGCCCUUGUCAAUCCCCAGGACUCUCGUCCCAAAGCCCCCAGGCUUAGAAUCCUACAGAGUCCUAGCACAUCAGAGCAGAUAGGACACUCUGUCGUCAUCUAGGGCAACGUGCUCAUUUUACAGAUGGGGCAAAUCAAGGCUCAGAACUUAUCCCUCACCCACUUUGACUCCGAACAUUGUUUGUCCGCUUUCCACUUAGGCCUCUUCAGGCCUCUAGCCUCCCCCAAAGUGCUCACAGCCUGUCUAGUUAUUUAUAAAACUAUGACUAUCCCUGGCCUCCUUUAUCGCCUCUCCCUGCUUUCCUGCCCUUCCGUCUUCCUGUCCUGGCCCAGGCCCCCAGAUUUUGCCUCCGACUCUCAAUUCUCUUGUGUCUGUCAGUUACGAAGACAGGGAAAGUCUUUGCUGGGUCUUUCUGCUGGGUGAAUGCUGUGGUCUGGGACUGGGGUGCAAGCCCAGGAUUGAGGGAGAAGCUGAUGGCUCACCCCCUUCUGAUCAUGUGUGUGUGUUUAUUGAUUUUUGUAAAUAAGGAAAAUGACAGUAUGAAUCCUUGAACUACGAAAUUCUCCUGCACCUGCCCUUUGGGGGCUGGGGGCUAGUGGGAGGUGAGUGGGGCAUAGUGGCCAGUAGGAGCAGAAGGGAGAGGUAAGACAGUGCCCUAGCACCUACUAAGCACAGGGCACCCAAGGUGUGGAGUUUUAGGAGACCUGAAAGUCUGGCUACUCUUCCCCAUGUUAGUUUAAAACCAGUUGAUAGAUGGAUGCAAAAGAUAGGCAACUGGAGAUUAAAACAUCUCUUUGACUACUGAUGUGGUUUUUGAUUUGCAAAGGUUUGCUAAUUCUUUACCUGAUUUAAGCAGAUAUUCCACCCUUCACAGGCACAACAGGACAACCACAGGCCACCCCCAACAAGGGCAGGGGAGAAGACCACAGUGGAGCCUCUGCAGCUGGCUGAUCCCCCAAAAGAGGGCAGAGUGGGGGAAAGAGAGAGGCCUGAGGGCUAGUCUAGCUCUGUAGAUCUCACUUAGGGCAGCUGUGUCUCUUAGGGGGCUUUUGGAGAAGAAUAGGGGCAGUUUUGUUUGUCACAACCACUGGGGGCUGGUACUGGCUUUUCAUGGUUAGGGACCAGGGAUGCUAAACACCUGUAAUGCACCUGUGCAGUGAAGAAGUGUCCUGUCCCAUAGCGCCCCCUGUGAGGAACUCUGGUAGCUGACGUACCUUCCCAGGGAAACAAGAGGAACACGGAAUACGAUUUCCCAC